AUGUAAUCAAGUGUUCAAUAAUCAUCGAUUAUUAAAAGAAGCACUUUUUUGAAUUAAUCAUAAGCAUUUACCACAACUAGUCGUACUAGUUCUGCAUUUAAAGAUAAUAGCGAUAAAAAAGAAUUAAGAAAGUAUAUUAUCGUGUUUAAUUUAUUAGAUAUCCAACAGAAUGGGUUGAAUAAAUUGAUAACAAAUCAGAUAAUAAAUUUCAUCACAAAAUACUUAAUAUAAGCAAGGAAGAUCAUUAUCCAAAUUUGGCUUCACCUAGUAAAAUCUUUGGUAAUUAAGAUGGGUAAUUUAUAUUAUUAAAUUAAAGAAACAACCCAAGUAGAUUUCAUACCUAGAAUGAUGAUAUGUUAUCAUCAUUUAGAAGAAAGAAUCAAUCUCUAGGAAAUUUGGGAAGUUGGUAAUUUUAAUCUCCUUCAACUCAAUCUAUUACAAAAGAUAAUAAUAAAGCUGUAGCUCAUUCUUUUUCUAAAAGAAUUGAUUAAGCAGUUCCAUUAUCCGAGUUAUUAGAAAUAUCAAGGCAAUUAGAUUGUUCUUAACCAGAGGAAAUAAAGUAAUUAUCAAGAGGCUACGUUAAUGAACUUUUUUCAUUGUCACAGAAAAUAGAAAGAGCACUUAAGAAUAUCAAUAGAUGA
Molecule: messenger RNA, 641 nt
Organism: Paramecium sonneborni
Lineage: Eukaryota; Ciliophora; Oligohymenophorea; Peniculida; Parameciidae
Source: the annotation of a GenBank genome assembly